Brassicogethes aeneus is the source of this 379-nucleotide messenger RNA. NCBI's taxonomy places the organism in Eukaryota, Metazoa, Arthropoda, Insecta, Coleoptera, Nitidulidae. The record is from the annotation of a GenBank genome assembly.
GAAGAAUAUUAUUAACAAAAACAUGGAUAAAGUAGUAGAAGAACUCGAAACUAAGAUGAAAAAAACUGAUGAGCAUUUCGAAAGUUUGGCAACUCAAGUGGGUGACAUAGAAAAAGAUAUUUUUAGCGAGUCUGGUGAGGAAAUUCAAGUCAACAACUUGCUGAAAUCAGUGCACAAGGUGAAAUCGAAUUACCAAAAUUUGAGGCAAGAAUUGCUGGAGGUUCAAGAUUUGCAAAAACAGUUGAGCAGUUCGCUGCAUUUGCAGCUAAAAAUGAUGCAGUUAAAGUUCAACAUAUUGAAGGAAAAAGUUUAUAUACCGGAAAGUCAUAUAAAUAAUAUACAGAGGGAGAGAGAAAGAAGAGAUUAAAUGAUGUGUAUA